Arabidopsis thaliana (thale cress) is the source of this 2349-nucleotide messenger RNA. It is a transcript of the gene SYTC, whose product is annotated as Calcium-dependent lipid-binding (CaLB domain) family protein. The record is from RefSeq and is marked reviewed. The transcript is spliced from 11 exons. Gene Ontology annotation, cellular component: cytoplasm; membrane; endomembrane system. Bases 653 to 2089 code for a protein of 478 amino acids. NCBI's taxonomy places the organism in Eukaryota, Viridiplantae, Streptophyta, Magnoliopsida, Brassicales, Brassicaceae. Gene Ontology annotation, molecular function: lipid binding.
CAAAAUCACAAGCAAUCCACACAAGAAAAUAAAAAGAUAGAUAAAAACCAUUUUCACGUCGGCUUCGGAAAUCUCGUGAUUUUUUUUUGUUUCUCUUAUGCAAAAAAAAAAAAGAGUAACCAAUCGGAAAAAACCUUUUAGUCACAUAGAAAAAGAUUUUGGCGGUUGGAAACAGAAGGGCUCUCUCUUCUUCGUUACCGUUUUGGACCCGAUUCCUUCUCCUUCGUGUUUCCUUAUUACUGACUCUGACUCGUUCUUUCUUUUAUUAAUUCUCUUGCUUUUUUUUUCUUUAAAGAUUUUCAUCGGGAAAAACAAAACAAAAACAUGGGUUUCUUCACCAGUGUGUUGGGGAUCAUCGGUUUUGUAAUCGGAAUCCCUAUCGGACUCAUCCUUGGUUUCUUCGUCUUGAUUUAUUCUCAGCCUUCACACCAAGAGAUGGUGAAUCUGAGAGCCUAGUUUUGAAUUAAAGCUUGUUACUUUUCAUCAAAGUUUGAGACUUUCGUUUACUGUUCAUAUAAUUACUGAUUACAUCUACUUAGUUUAUGAAUCUGAGGGUUAAUGAUUUAACACAUUGCAGUAUCCACCUGCGAGGCCACUAGUUGAGACUAGUAUCAGUGUUCUUCUUGAUCUUUUACCAGACAUUCCAUUAUGGAUGAAGAAUCCAGAUUAUGAAAGAGUGGACUGGUUCAACAAAUUUAUCUCAUACAUGUGGCCUUACCUCGAUAAGGCUGUUUGCGGGAUCAUCCGGAGUUCUGUACAACCUUUAUUUGCAGAUUAUAUUGGCACCUUCUGUAUAGAAUCCAUUGAGUUCGAAAAUUUGAGUCUUGGAACGCUUCCACCUACAGUUCACGGUGUUAAGUUCUAUGAGACCAAUGAGAAGGAGCUUCUGUUUGAACCAUCAAUCAAAUGGGCAGGCAAUCCCAACAUUGUUUUGGUGCUAAAGGUUCUGUCUUUACGAAUUAGAGUUCAGCUAGUAGAUCUCCAGUUUUUUGCAAUAGUGCGUGUAGCUUUGAAGCCUCUUCUGCCGACAUUCCCUUGUUUCGGAAUGGUUGUAGUUUCGUUAAUGGAAAAGCCACAUGUUGAUUUUGGAUUGAAAGUGCUUGGUGGAGAUCUCAUGUCCAUACCGGGGCUCUACAGAUAUGUUCAGGAAACUAUUAAAAGGCAAGUUUCAAGCAUGUACCAUUGGCCACAAGUGCUUGAGAUACCUAUUCUUGAUUCUUCAACAGCGUCUGUAAAGAAGCCUGUUGGAUUACUACAUGUGAGCAUUCUUCGAGCUCGUAAUCUCCUCAAGAAGGAUUUGUUGGGAACAUCCGACCCUUAUGUCAAGCUUAGCUUAACUGGAGAAAAGCUUCCAGCAAAGAAAACCACCAUAAAGAAGAGGAACUUAAACCCGGAAUGGAACGAACACUUUAAGCUCAUCGUCAAGGACCCAAACUCACAAGUCCUUCAACUAGAAGUCUUUGACUGGGACAAGGUCGGUGGGCACGACAGAUUAGGAAUGCAGAUGAUCCCUUUGCAAAAGAUUAACCCGGGUGAGAGGAAGGAGUUUAAUCUUGAUCUGAUUAAGAACUCAAAUGUUGUUAUGGAUUCUGGAGACAAGAAAAAAAGAGGAAGAUUAGAGGUUGAUCUCAGGUAUGUGCCAUUCAGAGAAGAAAGCAUUAAGCGUAGAAAAGAGAGCAGAGAAGAGAAAUCAUCAGAGGACGAUGAUUUUCUCAGCCAAGCCGGUCUACUCUCGGUUGCAGUCCAAUCUGCAAAAGAUGUCGAGGGCAAGAAGAAACACUCGAACCCUUAUGCUGUUGUUCUCUUCAGAGGAGAAAAGAAGAAAACUAAGAUGCUGAAGAAAACACGAGACCCUCGAUGGAACGAGGAAUUCCAGUUUACACUAGAGGAGCCUCCAGUGAAAGAGAGUAUACGCGUUGAGGUCAUGAGUAAAGGAACCGGCUUUCACUUUCGAUCCAAGGAGGAACUAGGACAUGUAGACAUAAAUCUGGACGAUGUAGUUGACAAUGGAAGGAUCAACCAGAAAUACCAUCUUAUCAAUUCCAGAAACGGCAUUAUUCACAUUGAGAUCCGUUGGACAACUAGUUAACAAAACUGAUAACAAUUCUGGCAUGAAGUUUUGUUCUAGUAUGGCCUUUGUAAAAUCUUGCAUGUACUUGAUCAAAAUCAUAUAAUUUUAAUAAAAUUUCGAAGUACAUAUUAAAUGUUGAUGUUUUCUGUACGUACGUAUAUUGGAGUAAAUCUUCUUCUUAUGUUUUAGGAAUUAGUUAGCGCUACCAAUUUCGUCUAGUUGCUUGUAUCUACGUGGUCUGGUGAUAUAUUGAUUGUUUGUCUUCAAUGUAGUUUUUU